UAGGCGGAGUAGGAGGAAGAGCCGGCGGGUAGGAGCCGGGACAACCAAAGGGGAAGAGGCCCCUCGACGCCGCCGCGGCAGAGCUGCUCGUCUCCUUCGAGACCGCACUCCACUGGUCUCCGGGAAGGGGUUGGGCGGCGCGGACAUGGACGCCCUGGAGACUUAGUACCCGUCGGCAGCAGAGGUGCGGCCGGCAGCAGGACGGUGCAGAAGCCGGGAGAAGGCAGCGGGGUGCGGCAGCGCGUCCCGGAACCAUGGGUACGGAGCCCAUCUGCAGCGCGCUGCCCGCUGUACCCUCGCACAAGCUCGCUGACCUGCGCUUCCUCAGCCGCGGCGCGUCGGGCACCGUGUCGUCCGCGCGCCACGCGGACUGGCGCGUGCAGGUGGCCGUGAAGCACCUGCACAUCCACACUCCUCUGCUCGACAGUGAAAGAAAUGAUGUCUUAAGAGAAGCUGAAAUUUUACACAAAGCUAGAUUUAGUUACAUUCUUCCAAUUUUGGGAAUUUGCAAUGAACCUGAAUUUUUGGGAAUAGUUACUGAGUACAUGCCAAAUGGAUCAUUAAAUGAACUCCUACAUAGGAAAACAGAAUAUCCUGAUGUUGCUUGGCCAUUGAGAUUCCGCAUCCUGCAUGAAAUUGCACUGGGCGUAAAUUACCUGCACAAUAUGAAUCCCCCUCUACUUCAUCAUGACUUGAAGACGCAAAAUAUCUUAUUGGAUGAUGAAUUUCAUGUUAAGAUUGCAGACUUUGGUUUGUCAAAAUGGCGCAUGAUGUCCCUGUCACAAUCACGAAAUAGUAAAUCUGCACCAGAAGGAGGGACCAUUAUCUAUAUGCCACCUGAAAACUAUGAGCCUGGACAAAAAUCAAGGGCCAGUGUCAAGCAUGACAUAUACAGCUAUGCAGUUAUCACAUGGGAAGUCUUAUCCAGAAAACAGCCUUUUGAGGAAGUCACCAAUCCUUUGCAAAUUAUGUAUAGUGUGUCACAAGGACAUCGACCUGACACUAGUGAAGAAAGUCUACCAUUUGAUAUACCUCAUCGAGCUCUGAUGGUCUCGCUCAUAGAAAGUGGAUGGGCACAAAACCCAGAUGAAAGGCCAUCCUUCCUAAAAUGUUUAAUAGAACUUGAACCAGUUCUGAGAACAUUUGAAGAGAUAAGUUUUCUUGAAGCUGUUAUGCAACUAAAGAAAACAAAGUUACAGAGUGCUUCAAGUACUACUCACUCGUGUGACAAGAAGAAAAUGGAGUCAUCUCUGAACAUAUCUCUAAAUCAUGGUCCACAAGAGGAAUCAUGUGGAUCCUCUCAGCUUCAUAAAAGUAGUGCUUCUCCUGGAACCUCAAGGUCCCUGUCAGCUCCUCAAGACAAUGAUUUUGUAUCUAGAAAAACCCAGGACUUCUCUACCCUACUUCACCUCCCAGUAAAUCACAGCUGGGACAACAUGUUUGUAGCUCAGAGGGCCUCAUUCGGUGACCACAAGACUGCCCUGUGCUCUUUAGCAAUAAAUCCACUCUCAGCCAAGGGGAAUUCAGAACGGUCACAGCCUGGAGUGGCCCAGCAGUGGAUCCAGAGUAAAAGGGAGGAUAUUGUGAACCAGAUGACUGAAGCCUGCCUUAACCAGUCACUGGAUGCCCUUCUGUCCCGGGACCUGAUCAUGAAGGAGGACUAUGAACUCAUCAGCACCAAACCCACAAGGACUGCAAAAGUCAGACAAUUACUGGACACCACUGACAUCCAAGGAGAGGAAUUUGCCAAAGUUAUAGUACAAAAGCUGAAGGACAACAAGCAGAUGGGUCUCCAGCCAUACCCAGAAAUAAUGCCAGCUUCUCAAUCACCAUCUUUAAAUUUAUUGCAAAAUAAAAGCUUAUAGGUGACUCUUUUUCAAGGAAAAAAGUCAGUUUAUUAAAAUGUAUUUUAUAUUA
Messenger RNA from Pteronotus mesoamericanus, 1917 nucleotides. It is a transcript of the gene RIPK2, whose product is annotated as receptor interacting serine/threonine kinase 2. Gene Ontology annotation, cellular component: cytoplasm. Gene Ontology annotation, molecular function: protein serine/threonine kinase activity; ATP binding. Lineage: Eukaryota; Metazoa; Chordata; Mammalia; Chiroptera; Mormoopidae. The coding region runs from base 255 to 1865 and encodes 536 amino acids. Gene Ontology annotation, biological process: positive regulation of apoptotic process; protein phosphorylation; signal transduction. The transcript is spliced from 11 exons. The record is from RefSeq and is a predicted model, not a curated record.